Messenger RNA from Oncorhynchus mykiss (rainbow trout), 1514 nucleotides. Lineage: Eukaryota; Metazoa; Chordata; Actinopteri; Salmoniformes; Salmonidae. The record is from RefSeq and is a predicted model, not a curated record.
UACAUUUUGAAUGAUGUCCUUUACUUCUGGUCUUCUGUCACUCUGUAAAAAUGCAACCAAACAUCAAAAAGUUUUUUCAGAGGAACAUUAAACAGACCUUCAAAAGGAGGUCAUAAACAGUUUUAACCAACACGGUUUUCUCCCCUUUUCUCUUCCAGAUUUGGUCGCCAACGAGCAACUCAAAUACCCAUGGUUAUUAUGCUCAUUUUUACUGUAACGACAGGCUUGUCUCCAAACUUUUAUUUGUAUAUGGCAUCCCAGUUUUUAGUAGGGAUCGCAUAUGGUGGAUUUCGAAUCAACUGCAUUGUAUUAGCAACUGAAUGGGUCGGAGUGACAAAACGUUCCUAUGCGUCUUGUUUGAGUCAGACGUUCAGUGGAGUUGGCCAGUGCAUCCUUGCUGGCAUGAUCUUCUUCAUCCGAGACUGGAGACUUGCCCAGUUUGUCAUGGCUGUACCAAUAGCAGUGGUCGCAGUGUACAUAUGGUUUAUUCCUGAAUCAGCCAGGUGGUUAUUGGAUCAGGGGAAAACAGAGGAAGCUAAGAAGUUGAUACUCAGGGUAGCAGCCAUCAACAAACGCACAGUUCCAGAUACAAUUCUAGAGAAGAUAGCUGAGGAGAAAGUUGUUCAGAAGGGAGGCAUACUCAUUCUCAUCAGAUCUCCUGUACUUAGGAAAUACUUCUUAACUAUUACUCUUGCAUGGUUCUCGUUAAACCUCUCCUACUACUGUCUGUCCUUUAACGUUGGAAACUUUGGCCUGGACAUCUUCUUGACACUGCUCUUGUUCGGACUCACAGAGAUACCAGGUCAUAUACUCUGCAUCUUUAUACUGGAAUAUUUGGGGAGGAAGAUAUCCUUAAUGGCCACCCUUAUGACUGGCGGAUUCACAUGCUUCCUAAUCCUGGCUGUUCCACAAGACAACGCCGUUGCUAUUACUGCUCUUGCUACUGCUGGGAGGUUUUUCAUGAACAAUGCUGGAUCCGUAUGUAACGUCUAUGUUCAGGAGCUGUUUCCCACCUCUGUUAGACAAACGUCCACAGGCUUGGGCUCAAUAGCGACCAGAAUUGCUGGAAUACUGUCACCAAUGCUCAACAUAUUGGCCACAUACCAUUGGUCUAUCCCCACGAUCGUGUUCAGCAGCCUGUCAUUGGUUGGUGGGGCUCUGGUCUUUCUGCUUCCUGAGACCAGGAGGACAGAACUACCUGACUCUACAGACGAGGCCGAGGGGAAGAGAAAUGUGACUAUCGCCAUGAAGAUAGACAAAGGCUGCAAAGUGGAUGAUUACGACUCUGAAAAAUCUACCAAACUAUAAAGUCAUGUUUAUGUAAGUCUUUUUUCUGGGUAAAUUUAUUUUCAAGGCUUAGUUAGUAAGACAGUUGGCUGGUGCAUGGUUGUUGUAACACCAAGGUUUUGAAUUUGAUUCCUGGAUGGGCCACAUAACUUGCUGUUUUUAACUUUGGCUUAUAGAAUUAAAAAAUGUUUACUUUACUCUUUUUGUAACUCUCAUCACUAGCUAAA